AAAAACAUAGUGGACAAAAAAUAGAUGUUUUUUAAACACAAAAUUCAUGCUACUAACAAAGCUGUAUGCCCAUGUUACAAAUACCUUUGUGAGAUUUUUAUUAAACAUAUGCAUAAGCAUACUUCUGUCUCAUUUUUUGUAUUAGAAAUGUAUGAGCAUAUGAAAAAUAAAAUCUUUCCAGUGUCAAUAAUACAUGAUGAACAGUAUGAGUUGUAUUUUUUGUAGGAAUAUUGGUAAAUGAUGAUCUUGAAUUCUACACCAUGUGAAGGAAAAAAGGCUGGAUAUUAGUAGGCUGAUUAAAGGUAGACCAGUCAUGAUGCUUCAUGGAAUUAAAUAUACUAAUCAGAUUCUGAGCUUAAGGGACAGAAAUAGAAAAAGAAGUGGAGCAAGACUGUGAACAACAUUGCUCUCUCUCUUAUCUUUAAUUUCAGGAUAGGUAAUUUUAUUGGCUAAGACUUUUCAGAUACAAUUGACAAAUAUAAAGCCUGAGUGAGUUGAGUUACUAUUUUUCAUAUUUGCUUCAGCUGUUAAGAGUUAAAUAAGCAGUAGUCUUUUUUUGCUUCAGUGAUUGGAAGGGUAGAUGUACGCUGCAUAUCAUUGCCAACUGGGGUUGACAGUACAGAAGUGGAUAAGUCCAAAGGAAAAAAAAAAAUGAACUUGUUAUCCUAUUAAGCCUCAGCAAGACGGCUAGCACAACCCUUAAGAGCUUAGAAAAGCAAACUAUUCACAGAGUCUAUAAUAGCAAGCAAGCAUCUGUGGAGAAUGAAUCUUCGCUUAUAGUAACAAAGCGUGGAGCCCAGAUGCCCUCAGGUCUUAGAAAUGAGUAGAAAAAGAAGAAAAAGCUACAAGGGCAGAAAAAAUUCUGAUUCCAGAGAAUAUGAAGAGUUGUCACUCACUUGUAAAUGCCAGCAAAAUGUAGAAAACCAGGAAAAUAAAGCAAAUGAAUCUCUGGCUCACUUCACUAAGCCACUAGAUGUAAGGGAUUCUGAAGAAAAUGGAAAAGAUCACGAAAUCAAGGAUCAGAGUAGUUCAGAUGUGUCUGAAGAUAGAGACAAUGUAUCAGACAAUGAAAAAGAAAGAAAGAAGGAAAAGAACUGCACUCCUCCAAUGUUCUCUUCUCUGAAAAAUGAAAUCCUUGCUACAGUAACUUUCGGUGAAUCAGGAGGUUCAUCAACAGGACAAAUUACUGUGUGGGGCAAACCAGAUUUUGCAAAGUCUGUUAGCUUGGCUGCUGGAAUAAUUACUGCAGAAGUAAAACACAGGUCUUUUAAUGUGAAAGUAGAAAUUAAGAAUGUUUCUUUGUUUGAUUCUGGAACAAAUCUUGUGGCUGAGAAAAGGAAAAGUUCAAAGAACAAUAAACACUGCCAUGAAAGACACUACCAGAAAAGCCAGUGUUCAAGAUGUCCAAAAUACCAAAGUCCUCCAAAUGACCAUUCAGAAGUAGACAUUCGGAAGUGUAAGGGAACUUCUACACACAAAAUUCAAACUGCUCUCAACAAGAAUGCCUCCCUGAAAAUGAACUUUGAAGGAAAGGAAAUUAAAGUAGAAUAUAUUAACAAAAAGAAAAACCUAAAAGUUAACAUCAAACCUGGUAAACAGAGGAAAACCUGCAACAAGGAAUGUGGAGAUACAUAUUGGAAUGAAAUGGAUUAUUAUGCAACAAAGGCACCUUGCAAUACAGAUUGUGAAUCACAUUUUCACUUUCAUGAAAAAGAAGAAUUUAUAUUCCCAGAUGGGUCUAUAAUUCUCCCUCCACCUAAAGAAUUUGCUGACUGUGACAAAAUGCAUUUAGAUACUAUUGCAGAGGGGGUCUCUUCAUAUCCUGAUAAUGAAGGAGAGGAACCUGACAGCCUCACUACAGCCUUGAGAAUUUGGGAGGGGGAAAAUUACUUCUGUAAGUAUAACAAAAAUGAGUAUGAAGACCACAACAAUGAAAAGGAAGAUUUCUCAAAAGACAAAAUACUUUUCUCAAAAAUGAAUAAUACAAACAGUCUUCUAGCCAGUAAUACCUUGAAUAAUUCAAACAUUGGGAAGGAGCACAUCAAUAAGAACAGUGCAGCAGCUCAAGAAAGAAAUAACAUUUAUAAGUGCAAUGAUACAGGGCAAAAACCAGCAAGAAGAAAGUCCUUCCCUGAUACUACCCUUGAUGUACCAUCACCAGUUCACCCUAGAAGGGAUUCUGGCUUCUAUUCAUUACCAUCCUUGUCCUUAAAAGUACCACCUAAGGAGACCAAAGCAGACAUCUGUGGCAAGAACUCACACAUUCAUAACCACUGUACAGAACUUUGUAUGUGUCCCGACUUGACCUCUUCACUGAGAAAUUUGAAAGGUCUUAAGUCUCCAUAUCAGUAUGCUUUCACUUCAUUUGAUCAUAAUAUUGCCAUUUACCCAUCUGAGCCUGAAGAAAGUCUAGAUGAUACUUGCUUACUGAAUGACUAUGCAGACUAUGUGGGGCAAGGUGAGGAAACAGAAGAAAUACUAAUGGGAAGUCUUCAUUCCAUUGAUACUAUAAACGAGAAAAAAGAAAAUGGGCAUGCAGAGCCUUUGAGAAACCUAGCCAUAUGGGAGGAAGACAGUGAGUCUACUGAAGAUGUUUUAGAUGGAGAAAGACCAGAGUACAACCAUCUAGAGAAGCAUGUUGAUUUACAGAACAAAACUCAGGUACAGGUCUCUCCACUUUCUAGGACCCCCACAGGUGAACCUUUUAGUGACAAGGAAAGUACUAAUUAUGCUUCUAUAGAAUGCAUUCCAAACCAACUUUCAACCAUACAGAAAAAUGUUCAGACAUCCUCCACAGAACCUGAUGUAACAAAGAAAAGAAGAGGAUCAGUAAUGACUGUAAUAACUGGAGAACUAGAACGAAGACUCAUUGUCCAAGGUGAUACUAAAUUGGUACCUGAUUCCUUUGGCUCUGCAGUAAGAAAAGAGCCUAAACUUUUCUGUAGUACACAAGAAAAAUCUUUGCUAUCCCCCGUGCUAUUGGAUCUUGAGGAUCAUGACAUAGAUAAUGAAUUAGAAAGCUUUUCUGAAAUACAAGGUAUGUCUGGAAAUACCCUUCCUGAAAUCAAUUGCCAUAAUGAUUCUGUACAGACUGCCAUAUUAUCUCUCUCUUCAGCUUAUACUGAAAAGAAAGAAAUUUUCAUAGAACAAUCACAUAUCAAGGAAAGAACGGAGAACUUUUGUAGUAAACAAUCAACUGAUGACAGCAUAAGAACAGAGGCUGGAGCAAAUCAACUACCUCAGUUAGCCAAAUCCAGCUCUGAUGAAGUUGAGAAAAAGGUUGAAAUGAAAGAAGAUUUUCAACAGAAUAUAGAUUUCCCCCUGUCAUCAGUAAAACAGAUUAGUCAGAAAGACUUGAAAUCAGAAAUGAAUAAAAACAGAAAGAUACCAUUAAUGAAAGAUGCCAGAGCCAGCGACAGCUCCCAGGAAGAAGCAAUAGACCAAUGGGCCAGGAGACGGAAACAGUUCAAAGACAGCAAAAAAUGCAGUUCAGCUGGUGGAAGUUCCAUAACCAGCACAAUCACUGAAGGAUCAAUGAAUUCUGAGGAUGCUCGAUCUGUAGAUCUGGGACUACAUUCUGAAAAUGAGGACAGAGGUUUCUAUACAGAAAACUUUCAUUCUGCUUCCUGGGUUUUCAGAGGAGAUGAUGUCUCUCCUGAUAAUAGUCCUAGAUGUCUCAGCAAAAGACCUAGACCAGUGGCAAUUCGUGAAAGAACAGUGAAGAUUGCUAAAGGAACUGGCAACUACCCUUGGGGUUUCCGGAUCCAGUUCUCAAAACCUAUCCUUGUGACUGAAGUUGACACAAAUAGUGCAGCUGAAGAAGCAGGGCUUCAGGUUGGGGAUAUUCUGAUAGCAGUCAAUGGAACUGAUGUCACCAGCAUGCCACAUUCAGAAGCUGCUAAUCUGGCAAGGAAAGGUCCUGAUAUCUUGACCAUGGUUGUGGGAUCAGAUAUCAGCCGUUAUCCUAAUACUCCCAGGCCUGCCUGCCGAGGAUAUUUGCACAAACGAACACAGUCGGCAAUAUUAAAGGGAUGGAGGAAGAGGUGGUUUGUGCUGAAACAUAAUGGCUACCUCCACUAUUACAAACACAAGAAGGAUGAAGGGAAGUGCAGACCCCUGGAAGUAACAAAGUUGGAAGGAGCAGAAAUUGGUGCUGAUACCAGUCUGGGUAAACCAUUUGUUUUUAAGUGUAUCCCUCAAACUGGAAACAGGAUUUUCUAUUUCUGUGCAACUUCCAACCAAGAAAUGAAGAGGUGGCUGGAGGCUAUGGAGAAAGCUGUUCAUCCUGUCCAUCAGAACCAUGUGUGGGUAGAUGUCACACUGCAUAACACUACACUGCCGCCCUUGGCCAUCAAAAACCCAGAGUGCUUGGGGCUCCUCCACCAGCUGGACAGAAGCAAAGAUGUCUGGAUUCAGCACUACUGCAUUCUGAAGGAUGGCUGCUUGUACUUCUAUGCCACUCUCCGCUCCACACCUGCCCAAGGUGGCCUCUACCUCCAGGGAUAUAUUGUGAGUGAACAGUCUCUAGGCUCCAAAAGAUCUGUAAUUGAACUCAAACCUCCAUCUGAAGAGUUUAAAACUUUCUACUUAUGUGCAGAAAACGUUAACGAAAACAAAAGGUGGAUUACAGCUUUGAAAGCGUCUAUUAAUAAAUGGUUACCCCUCCACCAGGCAAUCCAAGAUUUCAUGAACAGACCACUGGAGGAGACAAGGAUGUGAGAACAGAACUCAUUUUCCCCCUCAGUUUCUGUUUUCCAUUAAAAACUUCAUGUUAUGUCUUUUGACCCAUCUCAAAAGAUGUUCUAGCAGCAGGUAAUCUUUAGCAUUGCUAUACAUUCAUAUGUUUUGCAAGUUUAGUAAAUAAAAUUAAAGCAAUAUUGCCUUCUUUGUGGCUAUCUUUAUUUUAUGCUUCUUUUCAGUUUUAGGAUUCGUAGGCCAUGCAUAACACUAGUUUGGCUUUGAAGCCAUGAAAUGACAUUUAAUUUAUCUGAUGCAACCAAAAGAGAAAGUACUAUAUUUCAAUUAUUUUGUAAUACACGAUAUCUUAUAUCUGAAUCACUUUUUAUUUGCAAAUGCACCCUUUGCUAAGACUUCUGCUUUACCAUCCCAGAGCUUCAUAUGUGGGUUUGCCUUUAUAAACAUAGAUGGUGUGAGGCCCAAGGUUGGGAUAGGACAGGCUGACUGAGUUGCUAAAAACUACAUACCAUU
Messenger RNA from Oxyura jamaicensis (ruddy duck), 5208 nucleotides. RefSeq lists its product as uncharacterized. Bases 820 to 4719 code for a protein of 1299 amino acids. Gene Ontology annotation, molecular function: protein binding. Lineage: Eukaryota; Metazoa; Chordata; Aves; Anseriformes; Anatidae. The record is from RefSeq and is a predicted model, not a curated record. The transcript has 13 exons.